AUGCAAAGUGAGAUAGACAUCCAGUACCUAAGUAUAAUUUUUUUUUUCAGAGACAUUUUUAGCUUUAAGUCAAAGGUCCGUAUAGAAUUAAAUCCUAUUGGUUCACUGCAAGAAUUAUGCGUAGCCCGUCACUUUCCAUUGCCCAUCUAUACUUUUUCUGAUGUGAGCUUACAGGAACAUAAUCCAAGAUAUAAUGUGGUGUGUUCCAUAUCUAUUUACAUCUCCUCAGGCAUAGCAUCAACUAAGAAAGCAGCUAAAAAAAAAGCGGCUUAUGAAAUGUAUAAGCAAAUAGAAAAAUUGACUUCAGAAGAUGUGCAUGAAGUUAUUGACAAUGAAUUUGAAAAGAAAGAUGUAUCUCAUAAAAUUGUGUCCUCUUUAUGUCAUGAAACGGUGACUAUUUUGAAGACCUUUUUUGGUGCAAUAAGUGAACCUCAAACGCCACAUUCACAAAGUAUGAUAAACCCAAAUAAAUGCAAGUUGACAGCUGUUGAUGCUUUGAAAAAAAUUUCAGAAAGAGAAAGUUUUACUUUAAAUUGUGACGUGAUUUAUAAAAAUAUCGAUAAAGUAGAAGUUUUGUUGAAGGCAAAUACUACUCCAAUUGUUGUGGUUUCAGAAGCAGGAAAAAAUGAAAACGAGGCUCAAGAAUCUGCUGCUUAUUUUAUUUUGGCAUACUUAAAAAUAAAACUUCGUAUUUAGUAAUAGAAUUAAAAAAAAACAUGUAUUAAG
Messenger RNA from Metopolophium dirhodum (rose-grain aphid), 726 nucleotides. RefSeq names its product interferon-inducible double-stranded RNA-dependent protein kinase activator A-like. The coding region runs from base 1 to 696 and encodes 231 amino acids. The transcript is spliced from 4 exons. The record is from RefSeq and is a predicted model, not a curated record. NCBI's taxonomy places the organism in Eukaryota, Metazoa, Arthropoda, Insecta, Hemiptera, Aphididae.